Eleginops maclovinus (Patagonian blennie) is the source of this 1879-nucleotide messenger RNA. RefSeq lists its product as uncharacterized. The transcript has 4 exons. NCBI's taxonomy places the organism in Eukaryota, Metazoa, Chordata, Actinopteri, Perciformes, Eleginopidae. The record is from RefSeq and is a predicted model, not a curated record. The coding region runs from base 210 to 1457 and encodes 415 amino acids.
UGCAGGAAGCAAACCUGCAAGUGUUGUGUUGCAGUUUCAACGUUAGCUAAAGACACUUCUGUUGUGUUAACGCUUGCAAACAGCAUUUAAAUUUAGAGUUAAAUGUUACUUUAUUGCUUUUAGGGAUCGUUUGUCUGCGGUGUCUCAGUGACUCGGCAUCUGAUCAUCUUUGACGCUCUCCAGACAGCUUUGCGAACCUGAUUGUGACGAUGAAUUUGAACAAAAACAAGACUUUGCACCCACACAUGCACGAUGAAGAAGCUCUUGUAGUGGAAAACGCCAUCAGGCUUGCCGUGGACUCGAUAAUAAACGUGCUGUACGGUGUCAACAGCGCCAGGGCUCGGGAGUACCAGCGGACGGUGGCCGACAGGGACAAACAGAUCCAGCGGCUGCAGGGCAGGUUGACGGAGAUCGAGCAGGAGCUACAGGUGUUUCAAACACAGGGAUGCACCUGCCAGGUGUAUGCAAAAGAGCACAGCUUCAUGGGAUCUCAGACCUCCGGUGAACCACAGAGGGGAGAGCAGAGCUGCAGCCACACUGAGAUGAGAGCAGAGCAGCAGGAGUGUGACAUCAGCAUCGCUUUGGGUAUUUUUGCAAGACCCCCCUUACACCUGUCCUCCCAAAGCCACGAGUCAGCUGUUCCAUCUUCCCCCUGCAGAGUGGGUCUGGAACCGUCCUUCACCCCGCAACCCUCCGCGUCCUCAGGUUUAUUCGAUGCAGCUAGGAAUCUGCCUACAUCUCCCAACAGCUUCGUCAUAAAAGAGGAGCCGUGUGAUAUCGACACAGUUUUAAUCAAGUGGGAAAUGAGCGAAGAGAAUUUCGAGGAGCAUCAGGCGAGCACAGGGAGUCCAGCUCAAGACAAUGAAGGCCCAACUGAAGAAGACAAAAUGGAGAACACAGAAAAAAGAACCUUCAGGGAGAAACCUCAUGCAGACCCAGGAGGACAUUGCAACCUUCACGAAGAAGACCUCAGGAACAAAAAGCAGGACCUGCUAACAUCCGAGCGGCAGGAGGAGGCUCAAAGACUGAAGAGGGCUGCCUGGAGAGCAGCUUCAAGGCGCUACUAUGCCCGAAAAAUAGCCCGCCAGCAGGCAAACCCUUCAAGCUUAGGCCCCUUCCCCCUACAGCGCAACUUUCCCCCUACACGGUUACCCCCAUUCCCCCCACGGUCUGGCCCCUUCCCGCACAUUACCGACACCCGGUAUUCCCAGCCGAUGUCUUUCAAGGAUAAGAGGAGGAGGCCGCUGAUCUCUGAGUUAUCUGAAGAGUCUCAGUCACUGCAGAAGGAGGCCUGGAGAACCUCGUCCAGGAGGUACUAUGUUCGAAAAAAUGCUGACCACCAGACAGAGCCCACCCAGUACCCACAACUGCUUCAGAACACUGAGUCAUCCAGAGAAACACUGGGACCCAGCAGAGGGGGAUCCCACUCUAACAGUGGCGGCAUAAUGUGCAGCUGAUUGAUUCGUUUUCUAUUCUACAUAUCUAAAUAUUCGUUUCAUUUUGUUAUGUAAAAAUACAAUUUGUUAUGGUUUGUACUGAUGUUGAUGUUGGUCUCAGGUCUUCUGAUAUUAUUCAAAUAUUGUGCACUCGAGUGUUUAAAAUCAUUAAUUUGUGUUUUUCUUCAUAGUUUAUUUCUGCUAAUAACCCUAAAAACAACACUGCAUUUAUAUGACUUUGAUUCAAAUUGAUCACCCUUUUAUUAUUUGCCUUCAUUGUUGCAUGCCUGUGGGAAAGUCUAACUGCAAGCUAAGAUUAAAUGACUCUAUUCCUGGCUGAUGUAAAGCUUUUCUACCGUAUUAUUCUGUAAAAGCAUCUGCAUUAAUACAGCGCCCCUGGAGUCAAACAUCUGUAACUACAAUAAAGGUAGAGCUCAAAUGUU